This is a messenger RNA of Hibiscus syriacus, 2685 nucleotides long. Its product is annotated as dolichyl-diphosphooligosaccharide--protein glycosyltransferase subunit STT3A-like. NCBI's taxonomy places the organism in Eukaryota, Viridiplantae, Streptophyta, Magnoliopsida, Malvales, Malvaceae. Gene Ontology annotation, molecular function: oligosaccharyl transferase activity. Gene Ontology annotation, cellular component: membrane. The coding region runs from base 97 to 2460 and encodes 787 amino acids. The record is from RefSeq and is a predicted model, not a curated record. The transcript is spliced from 23 exons.
GUGUCUUUAGCUGGGUGUCUCCUCUUCCGAAGUCUUCUUCUUCAGUCUACUCAAAACACAUACACGCACAGACCUAUAACAAGGUAAACGCCGUCAAUGGCGGCCCCGGAGAUCUCAACCGCCGCCGUUCCAACGCUGUACACCAACAACGCCUUGAGAAAUGCUUUCGGCGGCGUUCUCGCUUUCUUCAUCCUCCUCCUUAUCGGUGUUAUGGCUUUCUCGAUCCGUUUAUUCUCCGUUAUAAAAUACGAGAGUGUCAUUCACGAGUUCGAUCCUUACUUUAAUUAUAGAGUCACUCAGUUUCUUGCAAAGAAUGGCAUAUACGAAUUCUGGAACUGGUUUGAUGAUCGAACCUGGUACCCUCUUGGGCGUGUGAUAGGUGGAACUGUUUACCCUGGAUUAACUUUGACUGCUGGCACCAUAUGGUGGUUGUUAAAUUCUUUAAAUAUUCCACUGUCCGUGGAGACUGUUUGUGUUUUCACUGCACCAAUAUUCUCUGCUUUUGCUUCAUGGGCAACAUACCUUUUGACUAAGGAAGUUAAGGGUACCGGUGCUGGGCUGACAGCUGCUGCUCUUUUGGCCAUGGUUCCAUCAUAUAUAUCUCGUUCUGUGGCUGGUAGCUAUGACAAUGAAGCUGUAGCAAUAUUUGCCUUGAUCUUCACUUUUUAUCUUUAUAUAAAGACACUAAAUACUGGAUCUUUGUUCUAUGCUACCUUAAAUUCAAUUGCAUACUUUUAUAUGGUGUGCUCUUGGGGAGGAUAUACGUUCAUUAUUAAUCUCAUUCCAAUGCACGUGCUUCUAUGCAUUGUAACUGGUCGUUUUUCUUCUCGACUGUACAUUGCAUAUGCUCCUCUUGUUGUUUUGGGAACACUGCUAGCUGCUUUGGUGCCAGUAGUUGGGUUUAAUGCUGUCAUGACAUCGGAACAUUUUGCAUCAUUCUUGGUUUUCAUUAUUCUCCAUGUGGUUGCUUUUGCGUACUAUAUCAAAGGGAUUCUUACCCCCAAAAUGUUUAAAGUUGCUGUGACACUUGUUGUAUCUGUUGGCCUGGCAGUAUGUUGUGCUGUUAUAGCUGUUCUUAUAGCACUAGUAGCUUCCAGUCCAACAAAGGGAUGGAGUGGACGAAGCUUAAGUCUACUUGACCCGACUUAUGCAAGCAAAUAUAUACCAAUCAUUGCUAGUGUUAGUGAACAUCAACCACCAACAUGGCCAUCUUAUUUCAUGGACAUUAAUGUUUUAGCAUUCUUGGUUCCAGCUGGUAUCAUUGCAUGCUUUUCUCCUUUAUCAGAUGCAAGCUCAUUCGUGGUCCUGUAUAUUGCAACAUCUGUAUAUUUCUCUGGAGUAAUGGUGCGUCUAAUGCUUGUGUUUGCUCCAGCUGCAUGCAUCACAUCUGGAAUUGCUCUCUCCCAAGCUUUUGAUGUUUUCACCCGAUCAAUUAAGUUUCAGCUUCCUGGAAUAUCAAGCAAUACAGAAGUUGAUGCUGCAGAAACUAGUUCUGCUACCGCUAAAGCACAGAAUGAUGCAGUAAAAACUGAAAAAUCUGAAGAGACGUCAAAGAAUCGUCCCUCAAAGAAGAGCAAGAAGAAGGAAAAGGAGGAAAAACCUUCAACCAAAGCCAAAUCUGAGAAGAAGAGGCUUCUUGCUUUACCUUUGGAUUCAUCUGUGAUUUCUCUUCUUCUACUCAUCUUGUUGGGUGCCUUCUAUGUGGUUCAUUGUGUAUGGGCAGCAGCCGAAGCUUAUUCAGCCCCUUCUAUAGUUUUAACAUCCCGUUCUCAUGAUGGUCUACAUGUUUUUGAUGAUUUUAGAGAGGCUUAUGCUUGGUUGCGACAUAAUACUGAUGUUGAUGAUAAAGUUGCAUCUUGGUGGGACUACGGUUACCAAACCACCGCUAUGGCUAACCGCACUGUCAUUGUUGACAAUAACACCUGGAACAAUACUCAUAUUGCAACUGUUGGUACUGCCAUGUCUUCACCUGAAAAGGCAGCUUGGGAAAUUUUCCACUCUUUGGAUGUAAAAUAUGUUCUAGUCGUCUUUGGAGGUCUCGUUGGCUACCCCAGUGAUGAUAUUAACAAGUUCCUGUGGAUGGUUCGAAUUGGAGGAGGUGUGUUUCCCCAUAUCAAGGAACCUGAUUACCUGAGAGAUGGUCAGUAUCGGAUUGAUUCCCAGGCCACUCCAACCAUGCUGAACUGUUUAAUGUAUAAACUCUCUUAUUACAGGUUCGUAGAAACCGAUGGGAAAGGCUAUGAUAGAGUUCGGCAGACAGAAAUUGGAAAGAAAUAUUUUAAACUCACUCAUUUUGAGGAGGUAUUCACAACUCAUCAUUGGAUGGUUCGGAUUUAUAAACUGAAGCCCCCCAAGAACAGGAUUCGAGGAAAAUCGAAGAAAUCGAAAUCGCAGAAGACUAGCUCAACAUCAAACAGGGCUAAGAGAAGUGGAACAGGAAAGAAGAAUCCAUGGCACUGAGGAACAGAAACAUUUUACAACAAUGGUGAAGUAUCUGUUAACCCUAUAUAGAACUGUUUGCGGGAUGGGGCCUUUUAGAGAGAAUGAUUUGAUUCUUUUUGAGGCAACGGUAGGCUAUUUUCCUCUAUUAGUUUUACAAACAAAACAAUCAAAUCAAACAGGACUUUCGAAACACUCAAACUUGGAUCUUUGCAAACUGUUCUAAAUGAUCAAAAUGUCUUAUCA